UGGAACAUGGAAACUCUGAAAACUGAAUGCACACCUGAGGAAAACACUCAUAUUAUAACUGAUAUUCGCUUCAGACCAAAUUCCACUCAGCUGGCAACAUCUUCUUUUGAUGCAACAGUGCGAGUUUGGGAUGCUGCACAACCAAGUUAUUGCAUGUGGAAAUUUACAGUGCAUACGGCACAAGUUAUGUCCCUUGAUUUUCACCCUAAGAAGAAUGAUCUUUUCUGCUCUUGUGAUGGUAACAGUGAGAUUCGCUUUUGGAACAUCAAUCAGUAUUCUUGCACUCGUAUCUCCGAGGCUAGCCUUCUAGAUCCUUAAGCUUUGUUCUAUUUUAUUAGUGCAGCAGGUUCUUUUGGAUCCAAUGUUUUUCAUCUAA
Molecule: messenger RNA, 376 nt
Organism: Gossypium raimondii (Peruvian cotton)
Lineage: Eukaryota; Viridiplantae; Streptophyta; Magnoliopsida; Malvales; Malvaceae
Product: transcriptional corepressor LEUNIG_HOMOLOG-like
Exons: 2
Coding region: 7-318 (103 amino acids)
Molecular function (GO): protein binding; transcription corepressor activity
Source: RefSeq, a predicted model, not a curated record